AAUAGGUGUUUGUUUUAGACAGGGAAGAAAAUCUCUAGAGUUCGAUACGCAUACUGCGCUCAGCCGCUCACGUAUCCGAUCCAUUCAUAGGAACGGAGUCGAGGCCGCGCAUUUGAAAAUCGGUCUUCCUUUCAAUUCCUUCUGAAAAGGCCGGGACAUUCUUCCCCUCAAGCCUCCAGCGGCUGCUUAAAUUGCAGUGCUUGAUCAAGUUAUUGUUAAAAUACUUACCCAACACAGAGAGCAGUAGCAGUAGUAUAGUACUGUAAUUACUCUCACAUAAAGAUUUUGGUAAAAUGGGUCGAUCCCCUUUGGUUGGGAUCGCCCUAUUAGUACCCAUCUUCUCCUUUUUAUUCCUCAAAUUUUCUCCUUUCAAUCUCCAUCUCCCUCUCUACCCCUUUUCAGCUUCCCAGAAACUCUUUACUAAGCAACAACUAGCUCUUUACAAUGGAACUGAUGCUGCCUUGCCAAUCCUCUUAGCCAUUCUUGGCUCAGUCUUUGAUGUGACAAAAGGAAAAUCGCACUAUGGUUUGGGAGGGGGCUACAACCAUUUUGCUGGGAGAGACGCCUCCCGUGCAUUUGUUUCCGGAAACUUUUCAGGAGAUGGUCUUACUGAAUCAUUACGAGGUUUAUCCAGCACUGAGGUGAAAGGUGUGGUUGACUGGCGAGAUUUCUACGUCAGAACUUACAUACCUGUUGGUAAACUUGUUGGUCUUUACUAUGAUAGUAAAGGGAACCCCACAAAAUACUUGAAAGGAGUAGAAGCAAAGGCUGCUAGAGGUGCCCAGCUGAUGGAAAAACAAAAGGUUGAAGAAGCUAAGGUGCCUAGCUGCAAUUCAAGGUGGAGUCAGGAAGACGGUUCAGAGGUUUGGUGUGAGAUUGGGUAUCCAAGGUUAGUUCAGAGGCCUAUUGAGAUAGCUUUGACAGGGAAAAUGAGUAAGCGUUGUGCUUGCUUCAACAAAGCUGAACUAGACCAGCCAGGAUUAGAAGUGUAUGAAGGAUGUGAAUAUUUUUCCAAUCUGUGCCGGCUUUAGUCAAUCCAAACAUAUGGUGAAACCGCGUCAUCUUUUGUUUAAAGAUUGUUUUGGACAAGUUUGUAGUUGUGAUAGAUAUAUGGAGCCUGUGAACAUUAAAGUUUUUGGAAUGUGCAUCCAAAUUAUCAUUUAAACCUGUUAUGUCGGGGAUGUGAGCUUGACAGGACAUGUAUUUUACAGACUCCUAUAAAAUAUAGUUUCACAAAUUAUUUUAUA
Molecule: messenger RNA, 1247 nt
Organism: Daucus carota subsp. sativus
Lineage: Eukaryota; Viridiplantae; Streptophyta; Magnoliopsida; Apiales; Apiaceae
Product: membrane-associated progesterone-binding protein 4
Exons: 8
Coding region: 294-1031 (245 amino acids)
Cellular component (GO): membrane; endomembrane system
Source: RefSeq, a predicted model, not a curated record